This is a messenger RNA of Blastocystis hominis, 944 nucleotides long. RefSeq lists its product as hypothetical. The transcript has 4 exons. The coding region runs from base 14 to 919 and encodes 301 amino acids. The record is from RefSeq and is a predicted model, not a curated record. NCBI's taxonomy places the organism in Eukaryota, Bigyra, Opalinata, Blastocystidae. Gene Ontology annotation, molecular function: succinate transmembrane transporter activity; oxaloacetate transmembrane transporter activity; malate transmembrane transporter activity. Gene Ontology annotation, biological process: succinate transmembrane transport; malate transmembrane transport; thiosulfate transport.
ACUCUGGAAAGGUAUGGUGGACACUAAGUCGUUCCCGCAGUGGGCUAACUAUGUUCUCGGUGGUACUGCCGGUGUGCUGGCUACUACUUGCGUGCAGCCUAUGGAUCUGGUGAAGACCCGUAUGCAGCUUAGUGGUGAAGGUACGUCGGAGAAGCUGUACAGCAGCAGCUUCGAUGCUCUCGUGAAGAUCACCAAGCAGGAGGGUUUCUUUAAGCUGUACAAGGGUUACACUUCGGGCGUUCUUCGUCAGAUCACGUACACUACCACUCGUCUUGGAGUGUUUACCAACUGCAUGAACUGGGUGCGUGCCCGCAACAAUGGAGAAAACCCCAACUUCCUCCAGAAGAUGGCUUGCGGUAUGAUCGGAGGUGCCUGCGGUGCUGUCGUGGGAAAUCCCGCAGAGGUUUCUCUGAUCCGUUGCAGUGCCGAUAACCGUCUGCCCCCCGAGCAGCGCCGUGGCUACACCAACUGCUUCCAGGCCAUCUACCGCAUCGUCAAGGAAGAGGGCUUGAAGACUUUGUGGAAGGGUACUUCGGCCACCGUGGUGCGUGCCGUGGUGUUGAACCCUGCGCAGCUGGGAGGCUACGCGCAGGCCAAGGAGCUGUACUAUGAGAAAUGGCACUUGUUCAAGACCGACGGUUUCGGUCUGUACGUCGCGUCGUCUCUGACCUCCGGUCUGUUCUGCAGUUUCGUGUCUCUGCCCGUGGAUAUUGUGAAGACCCGACUGCAGAUGGCCAAGCCCGGUGAAUACGCGGGAGCGUUCGACUGUCUGAAGGUGCUGAUGAAGAACGAGGGAGUUUUUGCUCUGUGGAAGGGAUUCACGCCUUACUUCCUUCGUAUCGGACCCCACACCAUCUUCACUUUCCUUUUCUUGGAGCAGCUGAACAAGCUCUUCGCCAAGUACUACAUGAAGCAAUAAGUAGUGUCACUGAGUAUCCGUAAUU